Molecule: messenger RNA, 2890 nt
Organism: Oreochromis aureus
Lineage: Eukaryota; Metazoa; Chordata; Actinopteri; Cichliformes; Cichlidae
Product: CXXC-type zinc finger protein 1-like
Exons: 8
Coding region: 228-1226 (332 amino acids)
Molecular function (GO): DNA binding; zinc ion binding
Source: RefSeq, a predicted model, not a curated record
UCCGUGAAGGCAGCAGAGGAGCAGAGGCGGAGCAGCAGAGGAGUUUUGAGAGCAGUGACGCGUUAAAAACUGUUUUAAUUCGGUUUUAUUCGCAGAAUAAAAGCAUGGACGGAGAAACACAUACAGCGGAGGUAACAGGACUUCCUGAGUUGGAGAAGAAGGAAAUCCAUUCAUCCAAUAAUCAUUAGGAAGCUGGGCGGGGCAUCACCAUCAGUGGUGUGGUUACCAUGGAGGAGAAGAAGGAAGAUGAGCGAUGGAGGAAGUUGUUCCCAGAUAUGAAGAAGUGUGUGAUCGUGAUCACUCGUACCAGACUCGACCAAACAAACCUGUCAAAGCUGAAAGAGGAGGAGCAGGGAGGAUGUGCAAGGUCACGUGACCGAGAGCAGGACUUUAAAUUAAAGAGAUUUGUGAAGAAGGUUGAGUUCAAAGGUCAAGCACAUCGUGCUAGUGCAGAUGAUCCCAGGGGAAUCUGCCACAGGCUGAGAAGAUCCAGCGUGCUGUGGCUGACACACUGUUCUGAUGUCAUCAGUGACCCCGCCCACCGCUGUGGCCUACACAGACGCAGAAAAGAGAACCGUUGUGAUGCCAACAACAACAGGAGCAACCGGUCAGGGGUGGAGCACAACUAUUGCCUCAAAAUCAAAGUGCCAGACACACCUGAUGGCAACAGCCAAUCACAAGACAGCAGGCUGCCGUCCAGCUAUAGACAUCAAGACAGAGCCUCCAGCUGCUGCCCAGCAGAGAAGAAGAAUCUCCCAAGCAUCGUGUUUAAGAAGCCGACCUUCUCACCAUCGCAGCGUCCACUGAAGAAGCGUCGGAGAGGCUGCAGACAGUGUGUGGCCUGCCUCCGUUACGACUGUGGGAAGUGUUCUUUCUGCCUCGACAAGAAGAAGUUUGGAGGUCCCUCGGUGAAGAGACAGAGGUGUAUGUUCAGACGGUGUCUUGUCCUGUUUUUAUUUUCUCCUCAGAAGACUAACAAAGUGUCCAUGCAGGCUGGAAAAGAGACGAUUAUGGCGACAGCUCAGCCCCAACGCGAUCACCUCAGGAAAGAAGAUGUCGGGGAAGAAAAGCAGGAACCCAGAGAAGAGGAGGAGGAGGAGGAGGAGGAGGAGGCGGCCGUGGAGAUGAUGGAGGAGGUUUUCAGUGAGGGAACGACAGAGAAGGGAAAGUACUACGACAUAGAGGUGGUGGUGCCAGGCUUCGACUCUGACACUGACUCCAUCUGACAUCGACAAUGACCUCACAUCAAACGUGACAGAUGAUGUCACUCUGUCUGACCUUACCUACACACGCCCAGAGUUGAUUUCAUCGGUCAGUGGAGCUUCAGUAGGACACAGGAAGUCACACUUUAUAACUCGUGCUUCUCUGCCCUCUUUCUCUGUUUUCAGACUUCAGGGUCAUUCAGUCUGUUAGGGGGCGUGGUCAGCGGAAGAGGAAGGAAGAGAGAAGCAAAAUGGAGAAAAUGGGACAUCAUAACAAAAACCGAUCUCAAAAAUCUACACCUCAAACAUUUGGUGCAGUUUUCAAAUUAUAGAAAUAUUUUCAUGUUGAUUGGGAAAUGUUUAUUUCAUCACUGAGAGCUUGAAGAGGGACAAAACUCACAGACAUACCUACAGCUUUAAAAGCUGCUCAGUUUAAGAAAAGGAAGAAAAGUUACACGAGCUCCAUCAGAAACGUCAAAAUCAUACAGACCUAGAGCCCGGUUGGUGACUCCACCACAAUCACACCACCACAACCACUGGUCACUGGGGAAAAAUGUUUAUCCCUCGACCGGUUGGCGAGUGGCUGCUGGAAGCUGUUUUUAGGUGAAAUCAGUCGUCUGCUGUGCUUCACUAAAAACCUCCUUGUGAUUGCUCUGGUUGCAAGCAGAUUGCUGCAGUUGUCAUAGUUUGCGUGGAAGAUGUUGACUUGCCUACAAUCACUGCCAACUAGUCACUGAGCAGUAUUGAAGCAGUGAAAAGUGCAAACAAACCAGAAACAGAGAACAUUUGCCAUCAAAGUAAAAGUUGUGCUUUACUGCUUUAAUAGUAACUUAAAUAUUUCAACUGAUGUGACACAUUCUUCUCCAGCAGGUUGCCAACUGGUCUCUAGGCCUUAAUUAGUACUAGGAGCUCAUUCUAGUCAUUUGCUUAAUUCCUAAACAUAAUUCUGCUUUUUACUGAUUAUUUUGGUGUUGUUGUUACUGUGGAGUGAACUCAGAUGGCCUUUAGGCCUUAAACAUAAACACCAUAAACACACUUUAACUUCCCAAAACAUAAAACUUUUUUGAAACUCCUGUGACGAAACUCCUGGAGUUUCUUUUGUUAAGCUGCUUGUUUGGAAAUCCCGUGUUUAUGACUCGUUCAGCUUCAAAAUUCAGCAGCGUUCAUAUAUGUAUUUAAACCAUCUGUGGAAUUUUAAAAGCUUAUUUCAGGCAUCUUACCAAAGAGUUUUCCAUGUUUAUAGACUAAUUCCUGCAGCACUUAGAUAAACAGGAUUUCUGUUGAUGCUCGGUGCUCUUCAGCAGCUUUAAUGUCAGAACAUUUCUACCUCAAUGUGUUUGGAACAGACCUGAUCUCUUAGUUUGGUUCAUCGUGUUUUGUUUAGAUAAUGUUGAUUUCCUUCCUUUUUGCUCUUUCUACUCUGCAGAGCAGUUGUAUAUUCUUCUGCAAAAACCUGAACAACAUUUGAGCUGUAAACAUUUUAUUUUUAUUUAAAGCAGGAAGAAAGCAGGAAUGUCAAAAAUGUUUGGACAGUGAAUGUUCUGGUGUCAGAAAGUCCUGUUGCACCAUGUAAAUAAAGCUCAGUGAAGAAAUACCUUUAUCUGUAACAGUGAGUUUAAAGAGUUUCUGGAGACUUUGUGCUUUUAAAAACAAAUGUAAAGGUUUUGAUAUAAAGAGUUUUGUUAAUG